Messenger RNA from Schizosaccharomyces octosporus yFS286, 4006 nucleotides. RefSeq lists its product as uncharacterized. The transcript is spliced from 5 exons. Lineage: Eukaryota; Fungi; Ascomycota; Schizosaccharomycetes; Schizosaccharomycetales; Schizosaccharomycetaceae. Bases 221 to 997 code for a protein of 258 amino acids. The record is from RefSeq and is a predicted model, not a curated record.
GCCAUUACCAAGAUUUUUUUUUCGUUACUAUCUUUGGUUUUAGACAGAUUUUUACUCAAAAGAUUGCCUUUCUUUAGAAACAGGGAACGAUUACUUUUUUUUUUUAAAGAUAUCUGAAAGGUGGAACCGAUUUCUACGGACUUUUCUUGGUAAUUCUAGUUAAUUUCGAACUAGCUAUAGAUAUUGGUGUUCUUUUGGUUUUUGGUUUGCCAUUGCAAAAAUGAAGAAUAAAUACACUCCUGUUUCAGACUCUGAGGAGUCCUUGAAAACGCUCACUGAUGAGAAGUCAGACACGCAUUCUGCAGAUGGUACGCCUCCUCCGUAUUCAGCUUCAAACAAAUUUAUCGAUUUAGAAAUGGCUGACGGAUCCGCUCAGAAUUCCGCCCAAGAAUCUGUUGAUAACACCAGGUCGGAUCCUUUAACAAAUGAGAAGUGGUGGAAAAACUUUUCCAUAGGCACAGCGACUAUUAUACUAUUUUAUAAUGUUGUUUGUCUAGCCAUAAUUUUUGGUUACAAGGUUUCUCCGUAUUCAAUAGCUUUUUACGGGCUUGCUGGCGUUUCUAUCGGAUCUAUUUUUAUUUUCCUAUUAACGAUUCUUGUAACGUAUCCCGAAUGGUUCACCCAAGCUGGGUGCAACAUGUGUGUCGCAGUGAUAUAUACGGGUCUUCUGAAUGUCGUUGGUUUCGUAUUCUAUCGUAAUGUAAAGAAAAUAAUAGGAUUUGAAAAGAUGAACGAUAUUGCUUUCUAUGGUGUCUGCUUUGUUAACGUUGCCGUGUUUGUUUUAUUUUGGAUGAAUCCAACUGCCCGUGAACGAUUUAGAUUAUUAGUCAUUUAUAUAGGGAACGGCGCAAAUGCCAUAGGAAAUGGCGCAAAUGCCAUAGGAAACGGCAUAAGAAAUGCUGUGAAUCUUGCUUUUGGAACAAAUCGAGGAGAUGAAGUAUCUCAGAACGAAGAAAUCGAACUUCAACAUCUUGCUGAGCAAAGUGGUGAAGUUUGAAUUUUAACGAACCUGGUUUACGUUUUCAUAAUUCGCAUUUUCUUUGAAAGGAUUCAUGUCAAUAUUGCAGUCCAUCAACUUUGCAUUCGCAUUAUCCCCCAAAGUAAGCAUUAUCUUAAUAAGACGGCUUAAGUUGCUUUUCUCAUUCACUCUUUCAUGAAUCUUUUUAAUUCGUUACGCAAUAUCGUUGUUUAUGCUUUGUGAAUCGAAUUGGACACCCUUUUUAACGAUUAUUUAAGUACUCUAAAGAAAAUUCUGCCGUGAUUAACUAUAGCUUCAACAUAGUGUCGUGUAAUUGCAUGUCUUUUAUAAAUUAGUCAAGGCCGGAAUAUUGCAAUGUCAUCAUACAGAAGAGUCUUUCACUACAAAAUGUAAGAACGUCCUUACUGGAUCACGACUGAACUUGUAGUAAUUUUACCGACCGGAACGAACGUUUACGGUUAUACCUAGACAUAAACAGCACACCAGUUCCCGCUCGAUCACUGCAGUAAGCGAAACCGUCUGAAGGCUCGUUAGUGCUACGAUUGGAGACAACAUGGGAAUCCGGGAUGCUGUAGGCUCUUUCGCUUUUCUUGGUUUUUGGAGUUCUCUUGAGAUUUCUUUUUUGAAUGUUUUUUGCUACUAACAGGAUUAAUUUUUCUAGCAACCAAACUGAAAACCCAAGUACGGUGUCAGGAAGAGAACAACGAAAUUUUUGAUUUGACUUAUCGUUGCUCUUCUUCUGUUCUACGAAAUUGCCAUUCAUUUCGAGAUGAUUUCAUCACCGUAAGACGAGCAUGUCUUCUUUCAAACUAGUCAUUGAUGUUUAUACAACAUGAUAGACAAUUAUUCAGUCUCGGUUUACACUAUCCGCUGUUAAUAAUCUCUGUGGUAUAUUUACAUUGUUAUUUGUGCUACAAGUUUGGUUUGUGCUUGUCUUUUUCAAAUGGCUUUGACCAAAAUUAUGUAUGCGGAUCCGUUUGCAGUGUUUGGAAACAUGAAAAGAAAAGAAACAAAUAGAUUUAGAUGAAGGAAAUGAUAUGCAGGUUUUCUUCGUUCCAGGAAGCGGCGACGAUGACAAAAGAAAAGGAUAUCCCGAAUGAACUAAGCUGAUACAUCAGAUGCUCUUUUUAUGACAUAAAAGUAGAACAAAAUCGGUCUUCUGACAGCAUCAAUCAUGAGAGGAUCUAGCUGCUCUUGAUUAUAAGCAUCAUUCCAAAUGGAGCCUUUGGAACCACUUUCGUGAAUAGGUUCGAGAGUUUCAGACUUGAAAAUAGACAACAGCAUCAAGAGACAAAAAUGACGAGUUCCUCUCCGUAACUGGUGUAAGGAAUGACUCUUCAGAAUUUUAUUCUCAGAAACGACACCCUUAAGAAUUGGCGUAGGAUCGACUCUUUCAUUCAACCCACAGGUAUGAACAUCAAAUAAGUGGUAAACAGAACCGAGCAUCGGUGCCUGAAACUAUGCGUCUCUUCUUGCUGCAGAAAUGGAGAUACGAAGGAAAUGCGGAUGGUUAGAAAACAUACAAAUAAUACUGGACGAAAAUGAUUGUUUUCAUCAUAGGUAGAAUAUACCUCAAGUAAUAAAAAUACACUGCCGGGAUGAAUCGACACCAAACAUUAUAUUUUUUGAAAGAAAAAAAAAAGAACAAUGUGAAGAUUAUAUAUUGGAAAUAGAUGAUUGAUGAAACAAUUCACAUUUUGCUCUGCCUCAUAACUUACUUCUAGCUUAAUGUCUGACAUGGAUUACCGUGUCAUCGAGAACGAAUUCAUGUACGAAUGACUAUUACUUUUUCUGUUGGUUUUAUACAAAUAUUUAUAUAUUUUAUAUGUUUGUAUUGUCGAACGUAAUGGAAUGGUUGUCAUUGUACAAAAACGUCCCUCUUUUAAAUAGCAUUUUGGAGAAUAAUACAUUAAAUAUGAGUUACGAAUGAAUAAAUAAACUUAAUUUUUGUCGGAAUUAGUGAAGUCAACAUGGAAGCUUUCAUUUGAGAACUGUUUGUACAAAAAAGUCAAUAAAGUCAUUCAUUCAUAUUCGGAUACUUUGAAUCUAUGAAACUAAAGACAAUGAUCAAUGAUCGUUGCAUACAUUAAAAUAAAAAGAGGGGAGUUUCAAUUACCUGUUUUGCUAGUUGGUUUAUUGUUGAAGAGCCUGGAGGCGUUCCUUCAAAGUGGCAGAAACGGCAGGACGAGCAAGAAGACGUUGGUGCCAAGCAUAGGUUUUGGGGAACUCCUUUUCAAAAUCCAAUUGAGGUAAUUCCUCCUUGAAUUCAUGCUUUCCCUUUCCAAACAUCAUUGGAAGAGUGUUGUUCCAGAGUGCAAAAGACAAAUCGGCGAUUGUGUACUUGCCAGCGACAAGGUACUCCUUGUCUUGAAGAAUAGAUUCCAAGACACCGAGGACACGCUUGGUUUCAUUUCUGUAUCUAGUGACGGCUGAUGCAACAGGCUCAGGAUGGAAAUGGUUGAACCAAUUCGCUUGACCCCAAAUGACACCUUGACCAGAAGAUUGGAAAAAGAGAUAUUGAAGCAAAUGAUGGUAUUCAGGAUCGUCAUGGGGUAAAGAAAUGUUUCUUUGCUUGUCGUAAAUGUCUGUCAAGUAAGCCAAAAUAGCAUCGGAUUCCCAGAUUGUAUAAUCGUUGUUUUGAUGAUCGAUCAAUGUAGGAACUCUGCCGUUAGGAUUGUGAGCAAGAUGCUUUUCGCUCUUUUGUUCAUUCUUGGCAAAAUCAAGGUAUACAAUAUCGUAAGAAAGGUUUAAUUCUCGCAAGGCAGCGACUGCCUUCCAAGGGUUAGGACCACUUUUGUGAGCGAAAAGAGUAAAUUGAGCCAUCGUGAAAGAAAUUGUGUUUAAGGAUAACUUUUUUUCAGCUUGGUCUUGCAAUAUAUAGGACUGUAUUUAGCUUGAUAACGAGAUUUUAUUGCUCAUUGCUGACUAAAUAUGAGAUGUUUCCUCGUUAUGAUGGGAAUUGCUUACUAAAACAUGUGUAGUCAUUAUUUCUAGGAAAUUCUGCAGCUUCUUGGGGAAAGAAAAAAG